CUAAGUGACCCGAAUCAGGACCGGCCCGACCCGACCCGACCGUUUCUGGAAGCAAAUCGACCUACAAGAGAAAGGGGACGAAUCUAGAACAAGGAAGAUAGCGAAGAAGGGACGACGAUUGUCAAACCGAAGAAUUUUCAGAAAGCAGAGGACGAGAUGAACGAUAACGAGUACCAGGAUAUGGAUAGAUUUGGCGUGGAAAACGACUACGACGGAGGCGAAUGGAUAGGCGGCGAAUUUUACUACCGAAAACGCAAAGAUAAGCAGAAACAAACCAAAGAAGAUGUUCUAUACGGUGUUUUUGCUGAUUAUUCCGACUCUGACGAUGAUGAUUCAUCCUCACGAAAACGUAGAAAGGAUCGCGACGGCCGCAAAGCUGACCUCACUAAACCCGUCAGUUUCAUCUCCACAGGUACUGUGAUGCCUGACAAAGAAAUUGAUCAGAAUUCAAAGGAAGCUAUUGAUGACAUGUUUUCUGAAGAUAAUGGUAGGCCUGGAUUGGGAUCUGGAGCAUCUGGUUUGGGGUACAACAAUUCAAAGGUUAAGGAUAGUGUUAAAGAAUUAAAGAAUGUAGCUUAUAGCGGUGAUGAUGGUGAGGAUGAUUAUAGUUUUCUUCCAACUGAAUUCGGGAGAAGGAUAAAGGAAGGUGUGCAGAGAAGGGAAAAGGAGAGGAUUGAGAAGAAGGAAACCAACGUAGUGAGAAAAUCAGAUGUGGGAAUAACGAAGGAUGUUGGAGGAUUUGAGAAAUAUACAAAAGGAAUUGGAAUGAAACUGUUGGAGAAAAUGGGGUAUAAGGGAGGUGGACUUGGGAAGAACGAGCAGGGAAUUGUAGCUCCAAUUGAAGCUAAGUUAAGACCUAAGAAUAUGGGAAUGGGAUUCAACGAUUACAAAGAGGUCGCACCUACAUUGCCUCAAUUAGAGGAACAAACCGUCGGUCAAGCACAGAUAGAGGUGAAGAGGACAAGAGAGAAACAGUGGAUUAAAGGAAAGAAGAAGAAGAAGGAUUCUUACAUUACAGCAGACGAGUUAUUAGCAAAGAAGGAAGAUCAAGGAUUUGAGGUCCUUCAAAAGGUGAUCGACAUGCGAGGACCACAAGUAAGAGUUUUGACCAAUUUUGACAAUCUAAACGCAGAAGAAAAAGCAAGAGAGAAUGAUGUGCCAAUGCCCGAACUUCAACACAAUCUAAGAUUGAUAGUUGAAUUAGCUGAACUCGAUAUACUUAAAAUCGACAGAGAUUUGAGGAACGAGAGAGAAACAGCUAUCAGUUUGCAGAAGGAGAAAUCAAGGCUCGAACAGGAGUCUACUCAUCAGAAACAACAACUAAACAACAUGGAGGAGAUCGAAAGUGUUAUAAACUACAUCGAAGAACAGAAUUCAUUAGGAACUCUAACCCUAAAUUCGCUAGCAAAUCAUUUUAUCGACCUAAGGAGAAAAUACCCAGAAGAUUAUAAGCUCUGUAACUUAUCAUCUAUAGCUUGCAAUUUCGCUCUUCCCCUGUUCAUUCGAGUAUUUCAAGGAUGGGAUCCACUUAGAAACCCUCUGCACGGGCUCGAAUUGGCACAACUAUGGAAAAAUGUGUUACAAGGCGAGGAAAGUAACGACAUAUUUGAUGUGGCUACGCCUUAUACAAAUCUAAUUGAACAAGUAGUUUUGCCCGCUAUAAGAAUAUCGGGCAUAAACACAUGGGAACCAAGAGAUCCCGAGCCAAUGCUUAGACUAAUGGAGACGUGGGAAAAGUUAUUGCCUUCUUCGAUUAUUCAAAAUGUAUUGCACAGCAUCGUCAUGCCGAAACUAUCUGCAGCUGUUGAUUCAUGGGACCCGCGUCGCGAAACCGUUCCAAUCCACGUUUGGGUUCAUCCAUGGCUGACAUUCCUCGGAUCGAAAUUGGACGGUUUAUACCACAUGAUAAGGAUGAAACUAAGCAUGGUUCUUGAUGCUUGGCAUCCGAGCGACGCCUCCGCCUACACGAUCUUAUCCCCGUGGAAAUCAGUGUUCGAUUCCGCCAACUGGGAGAAUAUGAUGCGUCGAUUCAUUGUCCCGAAACUGCAGAUCGCACUUCAAGAAUUUCAAAUAAACCCGGCGAAUCAGAAACUCGAUCAUUUCUAUUGGGUCGUUUCGUGGGUUUCCGCGAUCCCUGUUCAUCUGAUGGUCGAUUUGCUGGAGAGGUUCUUCUUUUCGAAAUGGCUACAAGUUCUAUAUCAUUGGUUAAGUUCGAAACCUAAUUUACAGGAGGUUCAUCAAUGGUACAUAGGUUGGAAAGGUCUCAUACCGGUGGAACUACAAUCGCAUGAGAACAUUCGAUAUCAAUUCACCGUCGGAUUGAACAUGAUCGAUCGUUCAAUCGAAGGUAUGGAAGUUGUUCAGCCGGUUAUGAGAGAUAACCUCAGUUAUAAUAAUAAUCGUGCGAAAGAGGAAAGACAGGCAGAAUUAUUACAGAGAGUUGAAAUGGACAACGGUAAUGGAGUUGAGAUGUCGUUGAAGGAAGUUGUGGAAGCCCAUGCACAGCAUCAUGGUUUGUUGUUUAAGCUGAAACCGGGGAGGAUGCACGAUGGGAAUCAGAUAUAUGGUUAUGGGAAUAUUAGUAUAUAUGUUGAUUCGAUUAAUCAGAGGUUGUAUGCUCAGAAGGAUGAGAGUUGGGUAUUGACGAAUCUCGAUAGGUUGCUUGAACUUCAUAACGGUUCUGUUGGGAAAAGGCGGUGAAUCCAGAAACCAAGGGCUAAGGCUAAUGUAUGUUUUUCUUUCUCUUCUUGUUUGUGCAAUAUUAUGAAACUGGAUAUCUUUUAGAUAGAACAAUUAUAUAAGAAAUGUAGUAUUGCCUAGCAGCAACUGAACUGAUGAAAUUUACUCCAUAAGAUUAAAGUGUUUUUUGAUGGAAAACUUAUGUAGAAUUUGCACCAGGUUGAAAUGCUAGUAUGUUUCCAUGUCCUGUUUCAAUA
Impatiens glandulifera is the source of this 2936-nucleotide messenger RNA. Its product is annotated as septin and tuftelin-interacting protein 1 homolog 1-like. Gene Ontology annotation, biological process: spliceosomal complex disassembly. Gene Ontology annotation, molecular function: nucleic acid binding. Gene Ontology annotation, cellular component: U2-type post-mRNA release spliceosomal complex. The record is from RefSeq and is a predicted model, not a curated record. The transcript is spliced from 3 exons. Bases 157 to 2700 code for a protein of 847 amino acids. Lineage: Eukaryota; Viridiplantae; Streptophyta; Magnoliopsida; Ericales; Balsaminaceae.